AUGAAUAGGCAAUUACUGACAGAUGAAGCCAGCAACCCUUUUGCAAGAUUGCCAACAGAGGUCAUCCAGUAUAUUGCCUAUCUCCUCCCGAGUGAUGACGAUGUCGCGAAAUUCUCCAGCGCCUGCACUUUUCUGGCCGCCAAAGUUUUACCAUCUGAAUCUUCUAUUUGGCGUGGAAGGUUCGGGGACAAGUAUGAUAUUCCUCGAGGCCGGUGCUCUACGGAUUUGAAGAUCGAGUAUCAGAUACGCGCCAUUGUCCUUUCCCAGAAGAUAAGCUUCAAGUAUGGUGAAAAAGAGGAGCAAAUGAUAUGGUUGGAAGUCAUUCGAGACAUGUUGCUGGAGUCCGGCAUCUGUGAAAAUGAACAACUUUCCUCGAAAACAUUCAAGAAGAUCCGCGAGGUGCUCUCGGGUGCUGACUUUCUGAAUAGACCGGUCAGUGGGUAUGGCAGAAAAGAACCGAGAUCGCCUUCUGAUUUGUUCUGCGCCGUCCAGCUGUGUCUCACUGACCUAGCCUUGGAUCCGUCUAUGGUGUUUCGCUGCCUCCGAACGGACUAUGACAUUAGAAUCGUGUAUUCUUAUCAUGCUGAUAUCAUUGAAUCCCUGGUCAGCAUCGAGAAGUUGAACAUGGCAAAUAUAUUGCACAUCCGUAAUUUCUGGCUGCGUCAUUUCCUGAAUCCAGACGAGGCAACUUUCUGUGACUCUUUUACAAAGUUGCCCGAAUGCCACAGGCCCAAAACACGGAAGAACCUCGCCGAGAAGAGUACGAAGCUCACAUGCAUCCAUCCAUAUCCUGGCACGCUGAGCUGUCUUGAGACCCGCCAGACAUGUGCUGACUUAGACUCACAUUGGACUCAGGUUGAACCCAUGUCACUCCAAAUCAAAAUAAACCAAGAUCCUCAGAACUGGCCACCAUUGUUUGACUCCAUCAUCUCUAUACGCAGCGCAGACUCAAAUCGUACAUACUUCCGGGGCAUCCAGAAAACCUAUGGCAUAGAUGAUGAGCCCGCAAACUUAGUCCGCGGUUUCACAGAACCAAUUCCAGAGCCCCAGGGUGGCUUUCCUGGUUGGACCCGUAUUUGCUUUGCCAUUUAUGAUGCAGACCGCGAGCAGCUUCCCCUCAUCGUGAACGAGGGAAAUGACCAGGAAAACGACACACCAUGGCUCCCUGACGAGGAGUGGCCGCCAUUCGAUUUGGCUUUUGAAUUCAACUGGAUCCAUGGCUACGAGGGAGUACUCCUUCCUGGAGGGAGAAUUAUGAUGGGACGUUGGAUCGACAUGAUUGAGACGACGGCCAGGGGUCCAUUCAUUUUCUGGGACCUGUGA
Aspergillus wentii DTO 134E9 is the source of this 1323-nucleotide messenger RNA. RefSeq lists its product as uncharacterized. Lineage: Eukaryota; Fungi; Ascomycota; Eurotiomycetes; Eurotiales; Aspergillaceae. Bases 1 to 1323 code for a protein of 440 amino acids. The transcript has 5 exons. The record is from RefSeq and is a predicted model, not a curated record.